Molecule: messenger RNA, 2748 nt
Organism: Pieris rapae (cabbage white)
Lineage: Eukaryota; Metazoa; Arthropoda; Insecta; Lepidoptera; Pieridae
Exons: 2
Coding region: 100-588 (162 amino acids)
Source: RefSeq, a predicted model, not a curated record
ACGCGGGGGCGAGUCAGUAGUCAGUACUCAGUACUCAGUAGUCACUAUUCACUCCCUCGCGAGAUCUCUAGCAGGACGCACGUGUUAUUAACUACAGUGAUGGUGUUCACCGACUUUAUCACCGAGACGAGAAGGAAGUGGUUGCAGGCCUUCAAAAUAUUCAAGGGCAAGAACAAGAAAAGCAACAAUCGUAUCUCACCAGAUACAUCCACAUCUACACCUGUCGAAGGAGAUGUCGAUGUCAACUUCUGCGGGUGCCGUAAAAGCCUAACCCCAGUUAACUUAUCCGAAUACUCAGAGACCACAUCAGAGUGUCACAGUAGCUACGCCAGCUACGGCAGUAACCACACAGGUCUACGUAGAUACGCGAGAUCUGUAUCAAACAGCGACUCGGCCUACGAUUCUAUGCGCAGCAGCCCCGCCCAAACGAGGCCUGCGUACUAUGCUACAGCCACAUACUUAAAUGUCAAUGACUCAGAAGAUAGUUCGAGUAUACACACAGAGUAUACAAUGCUAGAUUACGAAGAUACAGAGGAUGAGGAUGCACAGAAUAUGAUUAAUGAAAGCAUUGAACACGGCGCCUUAUGAAUGUGCCAUUUUCUAAAGGAUUAUGGUAUGAUUAUUAAGUGUGAGCCGAUGAGGGCUGAUCGGCCUCCGAAGGUGAAGUGACGUAAUACGAAAGAUUGUAUUGGACAAUGGUCGCAAGUAGAUUUUUCAUUUUCAACAGUAAACUAAAAGGGAAGUAGAAUAGUCGUGCACAAGUUGCAAAGUAAAAACGCGCCGUUGGAUGUUAUAAAUGUAAUUAAAUUAUCUACGGUUAUUAAUGUAAGUACAGGUAGCGGCACGAAACUCUAGCGCUGACCGUUAUUGCGCAGAAGUAAAAAAUAAGGUACCUGAGGGGAGCUAGCGGAAUGAAGAGCGUCGAUUGGCUCUCUAGUCGCAUUCCGGUCCCCGCACCACAGUACACAUGCGCACCAAUCCCCUCCACGUAUCGGCCAGCGCUAGACUUACGUGCCACUGCCUAUAAUAAAAUUUUACGGAUAUAUCAUUUUAAGUUCGAAUAUUAUUUUAAUUUAGUAUAAGUUUCGUCUUCAAAUUUGAUUUUUAAUUAACCACGGUAGGAUUAUCUACAUAUGGGAGAUUUUGUAAUGAUUCCCCUUAGAGCCUGUACAAAAAACUUGACUACUAAAUUUAAACUAUCAUUUUAUAGUAAAAAUAAUAAUAAAUACAUUCCUCAGACCUUUUUUUGCUUAGCUACUUGUUAUAUUUACACAUACUACAUUCAUAAUCCCAAUAUGAAUUAUACGAUGAAAAUGUUAUUUAAAUAACUAUAUUACGUAGGAAAUUCUGAGCUAAUAAACAUAUUAAACAAUUGAUAAGAAUAUUCAACCACCAAAUUGUUGUAUUGCUGAAAUAUUUUAUGUAUGAAUGUGCGAGGAAUUAAGGAAAUCAUUAAUGGAAUAUACAUACAUAUUUUCAAUGGGAAAUCACAUUCAAUUAUUUCUAGGGAAUUUGCAUUAUAAUAUUGAUUGCUAAAUAAUAUAAUAACUUAACUAAACUAAACUAAUUGAAAUAUAAUUAUUUAUUUAUCUCGAUAUUUUAAGCGGAAAAUGUCGAGUUGAAAUUUAAUAUUUUUCGGUGUCAUCACUAUUUGUAGAAUGUACUUAUAAUUUAGUUUAUUUAGAAUGCGUUAUGAUUUCAUAUGCAUUAUAACAGAUAGCAGUAGCUGUAUUCUGUAAAUCGAAUACCAAUUUCCAAAGAUUAACGCAAAACAGAACUCACAAAACCUUGACUUUAGAUUAAAAACUCUAAUGAAGUUGUGAUAUAAUCCUGUAGUAUAUGAUUUGUAUAAAAACAUCUGUCUGUAGAUAGCUAACUUAAUGUUAUAUUAUGUUGGAUGCGUGAUUACAAUUAAUGACAUAUCUUUAAAUUCCCAAACAAAGAUUAGUAUGUAAACAUUAUCGCCCAAACCCAAUAACUUAUCUCAAUCCAUCUGAGGUAGACAUAUUAAUCCAAAUAUUGAUAAGUGUGCCAAUAACCAAUCGAUGGAUUGUAAUAGUUAUCUGUCGAUACAAGCUAUCCAUGGUAGGUCGGAACGGUGUAUGUGGACCUGUGUAUGAAAAUGUCAAUUCAACUGUGCCAAUAUCCUAUCUUAAGAUAUUAACGUACACCAGUUUUUAAAAUAAUUAAAAAGCUAUUCAAUAUGAUUUAAACAUAGACAUGUAUAUUUUAAUAUUAUUUGUACGGUUUUAUUUACUUUAUUUGGUUUAUAUUGAUUAUCAAAUGUGAGUGUAAAGAGUGAAGUGAUUGCAUUCUACCUAUCCGUCGCCAAAAAUGGAUUAUCUUCGUAGGGUUUGGUUAUUGGGAUGCAGAUAGGAGAUCGAUAGAUCGUCAUGGUCUGAUCUCGAAUUGUUUUCAAUCUGAGAUUUUGGAUUAAUUAUUGGGUUCGGGCGUAAUUAAACACCCCACCCCAUCUUAAUCUUAUUUAAGCAUGUGUCUCUUUUAAUCACGACGUAAACACAAUUUUACAGAAAGAGACGAAAAAUUAAAAAUGUAAUUAGACUUACGAUUUUACUGUCUUGUUUCGAUUCUAAGAUAUUGUAAAUACUUAUUUAUUCUUGAACUUUAGAAUAAUAUGCAUGUACUUUAAAGUAUAUUACACCAAAGUUAUUGUGAUAUUAAGUAACUAUAGUUUUUAGAUUAUGUAUAAUGAUCUCAGAAUAAUUAUAAGUUAAUAAAUGCGAUAUG